Candidozyma auris is the source of this 663-nucleotide messenger RNA. RefSeq lists its product as uncharacterized. NCBI's taxonomy places the organism in Eukaryota, Fungi, Ascomycota, Pichiomycetes, Serinales, Metschnikowiaceae. The transcript has a single exon. The record is from RefSeq and is a predicted model, not a curated record. The coding region runs from base 1 to 663 and encodes 220 amino acids.
AUGAUCUCACCAAAAUACGCUUUGACCCAUUACUGGCGCUCUGCGCAAGCCAUCAACAAAGCGGCUCCUCAUGUGGUCAAUUUGUACUUGGACUACAACUGCCCUUUUUCAGGAAAGUUGUACAAGAAGCUCCUCGAUGUGAUUCCUGUUCUCGAUAAAAAGUAUCCUGGCAAGUUUCAAUUUGUGUUUGUCAAUGUCGUGCAGCCAUGGCAUCCCAGCUCGCUGCUCUUGCACGAGUAUUCUGUAGUUGUGGCCCAAUUGUUGCGGGAAAAGGAAGCAGACAAGUCAAACGAGCUUUUCUGGAACAUCUCAAAGGUGAUUUUUGAGAACAAGGAGGAGUUCUACGACUCGACGACGGCGGAGUUGACGAGGAACCAGAUCUACAAGAAGAUUAACGAUACGGUAUUUGCUGGCGUCAAGGAACUCCCCUUUGGCAAGGACGACGUGAUCAAGAAGUUGGAGAUCCAGCCUUCGAAGUCUGUACUGGAUGCAAACAACGACGGCAACGACGCUACCGCUGACAUCAAGUACUUCACCAAGUACUUGAGAGGCGUGGGGGUCCAUGUGACGCCUACCGUGAGCAUCGACGGCAUUGUCGAGCCUGGAGUGUCGAGCGGGUCGUCUCCUGAAGAGCUAGAGAAGGUUUUCGAGGCCCAUUUGUGA